Molecule: messenger RNA, 636 nt
Organism: Funneliformis geosporum
Lineage: Eukaryota; Fungi; Glomeromycota; Glomeromycetes; Glomerales; Glomeraceae
Source: the annotation of a GenBank genome assembly
AUGACAAACAAAAAGACAAUUUACCCAGAGUUAGAAAAAGACAAAAUUAGCGAAAAAAUUAAAAGGAUAGUUAGAAGUUUGCCUCGCGAAUUAUUUGUAAGUGAAGAAUUAAGAGAAGAAGCUUACAAUGACUACCCUUUACCAAUCGGAUGUGAACAAACUAUUUCUCAACCUUCUUUAGUGGCUUACAUGACUGAAGCAUUGAACCUUGAAGAAACAGACCGAGUUUUAGAAAUCGGAACCGGAAGCGGAUUUCAAGCUGCAGUACUAGCAAAAUUAGUCAAAGAGGUUUAUACUGUUGAAAUCUAUGAUGAUUUAAGCAAAAAAGCAAACAGUUUAUUAAAUCAAUUAGAAUUAAAGAAUGUCAAAUAUCUUGUCGGAGAUGGCAAGAAAGGUUGGAAAACUUAUGCUCCUUUCGAUAAAAUUAUUGUUACUGCUACUGCCGAAGAAGUUCCAUUUCAAUUAGUAGAACAGUUAAAAAUAGGUGGAAGAAUGAUAAUUCCGGUCAAAAAGAAAUCAAAAGAAGGAGAAUGGUUAAUGCUAGUUGAAAAAACAAAAGGGAAGCCAAACAAUCCAAAUGCAGAAUUCAUAAUUACCAAAGACCUUAUUCCGGUCAGAUUCGUGCCACUAACUUAA